CCCCCGGGGUGCUGUAAACAUGGCUGGAAGCAGCGGCAGCGGCAGUGCCGGCGGCGCGGUGCCGGAGUACGAGGUGCCCGAGUUGCACACGCGCGUGUUUCACGUGGGUUCCUUUGGCGCGCUCUGGAAGCAGAACCUGCACCGGGCAGACCUGGCGGUGCAGGGGGCGGUGGCCGAGGACGGGGCUGCCGCCGUGGCGGAGGAGUUGGGCUGCGGGCUGGAGACUGCAGCAGAGCUGAGGGCGGUGUGCAGUAUUGACAUGUUAAAGUCCACUGAUAAAGAAGAAGAUCCAGAGAUUAUUUCUGAAGACAGCAGCCUAGUAACUCUUCGAAUUAGAAAGAAGGCCCUGGAGAGGCGAGAAGAAACCAUAAUUGUAGAUCGCACUUGCAGACAAGAAACAUUUACUUAUGAGAUGGAGUCUCAUGCAACUGGAAAGAGGCCAAAAGAUCCAGCAAAUCUAAUUGAGGAAGGAGAACUUUUCCUAACUCUGAACAUCUUCUAUCCUGUCAUAUUUCAGAAGCAUAAAGAUCACAAACCUUAUCAGACAGUGCUUGUGUUGGGCAGUCAAAAACUCACUGAGCUCAGAGACUCCCUUUCCUGUGUCAGCGACCUUCAGAUGGGUGGUGAGUUCAGCAGCCACCCUGACCAGGCACCAGAGCACAUUAGCAAGGAUCUCUACAAAUCUGCUUUCUUUUAUUUUGAAGGCGUUUUUUACAAUGAUAAAAGGCACCGAGAGUGCAGAGAUCUGAGCAGAACAAUUAUUGAGUGGUCAGAAUCUCAUGAUAGAGGCUAUGGGAACCUUCAGACUACUAAAAUGGAGGACUACACGUUUAAUGACUUGUCCAUCAAAAUUGGUUUUCCAUACCUCUUCUGUCAUCAAGGAGAUUGUGAGCAUAUCAUUAUCAUCACAGACAUAAGGCUUGUUCAUCAGGAUGACUGCCUGGACAGAACCCUGUAUCCUUUGCUAAUCAAGAAGCAUUGGUUAUGGACUAGAAAAUGCUUUGUAUGCAAAAUGUAUACAGCCAGGUGGGUGACUAAUGAGGACAGUCUCGCUCCAGAGGACCCCUGUUUCUUCUGUGAUGUUUGUUUUCGAAUGCUCCAUUAUGAUGCAGAAGGCAAUAAACUGGGAGAGUUCCUUGCUUACCCUUACGUUGACCCAGGGACUUUCAACUAAGGCUUCAACAAGAAUGAAUUCAGUGAACUGGAACUAUGAAUCUGCUGCAGUGGCGGUUGGGUGGUUCUGAACAGAUGUAGUCUGAAAUACUGCUUAGGCCAUCGUUUCUUUGUUCAGUAGCGAGGGUUCCUGUGCACAUCAAGUUUUUGAAUCUUGUUGGUAAUCUAGAAAGGGAGCAUUUACUUUUACACAAUGGAUUAGUGUGGAGGAAACAGCCUCAGCCAUGCUUCAUUUUAACUAUGAAAAUGUAAAAGUAUUGUUUACUUAAAAAAAAAAAAAGUGCCUACAGUACAUUAAAUGUGGAACUAUAGACUUCUAGGCAGAGAGACUAACACUUACAAAUCUGGGUGUCCAAAGCUAGGGUCCUGAAUAAAAGAAAUCUGAUCUUUAAAAGC
Mauremys mutica (yellowpond turtle) is the source of this 1569-nucleotide messenger RNA. RefSeq names its product small nuclear RNA activating complex polypeptide 3 (gene SNAPC3). Gene Ontology annotation, molecular function: RNA polymerase III type 3 promoter sequence-specific DNA binding; core promoter sequence-specific DNA binding; bent DNA binding. Bases 20 to 1174 code for a protein of 384 amino acids. The transcript has 9 exons. The record is from RefSeq and is a predicted model, not a curated record. Gene Ontology annotation, cellular component: snRNA-activating protein complex. NCBI's taxonomy places the organism in Eukaryota, Metazoa, Chordata, Testudines, Geoemydidae. Gene Ontology annotation, biological process: snRNA transcription by RNA polymerase III; snRNA transcription by RNA polymerase II.